UUGAAGAUUUCAAAAUGGUGAGAACAUUACAAUCAAAAGCGACUUUGCUGCAAUGGUUCGUGGUGAUGCUGUGUGUGAGCGUGAAAGCUACCACCGUAAACUUAUGCCCGGAGCACGAAUCAGUGGACAUCACCAACGGUACAAAGGACGAAGCUGGACGCAUUGAAAACGAUGGCGUGUGGUACAACUCUAAUCAGUAUUUUCAAGACGGAAAUGUACUCCGAGGAUGCGUAUGUCUUGUCCGUCAAUGCAUAUAUGUAUGCGAUUCAGAAGAAUGGGCAAAUGAUGAGUCAAAAAAGCUCUUUGCAAAUGUAUCCGAUGGUAAUGGUGAACACUAUCGUAGAGUAGACCUGGCUGCAGAUCGUCGCUACUACUUAAUUUUGGGAAAACGUAACUGUACCGAAGAAUGGUCGCUGAUUCCGCAUUAUGAUGUGAACAUAACAUCGAAAGGAGAACUUAAAGUGGAUACAUACUUUGGCGAACUCAUAAGUAAUUAUCAUCAAUUUUGUAUGUUACCGAAUAACAAUACGGACGAAUUUGACGGGUGUUACUUUCUACCCGAACCGAGCGAUUUGCCACACACAUUAUAUGCCUCCGGCUUCCUGGUGUCUUUACCUUUUCUUGUGGCCACAAUUGUGGUGUACGCCAUUCUACCGGAGCUACAUAACGUACCAGGCAUGUCACUGAUGUCCUACGUGGCAUCACUCGCAGUAUCCUAUCUACUGCUUGCCUUGAUGCGUAUUGAUGUCUACGGUCACCAAUCGAUUAUGUGCCGGGUCACCGCUUAUACAGUAUACUUUACGUUGAUGGCCAGCUUCUUUUGGCUCAAUGUCAUGUCCUUCGACAUCUACUGGACGUUCACUGGAGGUCGUGGAGGAACGACUGAGCGCCAAAAGUUCUUGUACUACUGUCUCUAUGCUUGGGGAUUUCCCCUGAUAUUUGUGUGUUUAGUUGUUCUUUUCGACCACACAACGCUUAUAAGCUAUGAGAAUCUAAGACCAAAUGUUGGUGAGGAGUCAUGUUUUCUUAAGGAUGACAAGCUGACUCAAUUUGUAUAUGUGUACUUGCCGCUAUUGCUGCUUAUCAGUGCAAACAUAUUCUUCUUCGCUACUACCGCCAUACGCAUUUAUCAAACAGAACAGGCAAACAUCACUAUAAUGAAAGGCAAUUCCAGACGCCACACGAAAGCGCAUAAUGAUCGCAACAGAUUCGGCCUUUACCUGCGAUUGUUUACCAUCAUGGGUGUAACAUGGUCGCUAGAAAUUAUUAGCUGGUUGGUGAAUGACUCGAAAGCAUCCUCCCCGUCAUGGCUGGAAUACGUACUGGACAUUUCCAACUGUCUUGUAGGCAUCGUAAUUUUCUUUAUGUUCGUCUGGAAGCAAAAAGUAAAGAAGCUAUUACUUGAGCGAUUUGGCAAAUCGAAAGGAUCUUCGGAUACAAUCUUCAACACGAACACAAUGCGUAGUACCUAUUCGACGGAUGCUAAAUCAAUGAAUUCCAUAUCUAAGAUCGAUCAAGCUUAAGAAUGUGAAUAAACGAGAACAUUAACUCUCGGAUUACUUACCAAAGGUCCAAAUGUUGGACCAUGACUGCGUUAAAAAAGGCUGCAAUUCGACGGCCCCAGCAUUUUUUUUAAUAGUUUAUAGAAUAUUUAGAAUCUCGUAUUUCGAACAUAUUUGUAUCACUUAUACAGAAGUAGGAUCCUUAAUAGAAAAUUGACAGUAUAAAUGGCUCGCUACAUUUUUAUGGUCAAUUUUACUUGCAUCCAUUU
Anopheles darlingi is the source of this 1771-nucleotide messenger RNA. RefSeq names its product probable G-protein coupled receptor Mth-like 10. Gene Ontology annotation, biological process: cell surface receptor signaling pathway; G protein-coupled receptor signaling pathway. Bases 15 to 1523 code for a protein of 502 amino acids. The record is from RefSeq and is a predicted model, not a curated record. Gene Ontology annotation, molecular function: G protein-coupled receptor activity. NCBI's taxonomy places the organism in Eukaryota, Metazoa, Arthropoda, Insecta, Diptera, Culicidae. Gene Ontology annotation, cellular component: membrane. The transcript has 6 exons.